This is a messenger RNA of Thunnus maccoyii (southern bluefin tuna), 10150 nucleotides long. It is a transcript of the gene adgrg2a, whose product is annotated as adhesion G protein-coupled receptor G2a. Gene Ontology annotation, biological process: adenylate cyclase-activating G protein-coupled receptor signaling pathway; cell surface receptor signaling pathway. Gene Ontology annotation, molecular function: G protein-coupled receptor activity. Bases 29 to 9067 code for a protein of 3012 amino acids. The transcript is spliced from 37 exons. Gene Ontology annotation, cellular component: membrane. Lineage: Eukaryota; Metazoa; Chordata; Actinopteri; Scombriformes; Scombridae. The record is from RefSeq and is a predicted model, not a curated record.
UCCUGGAGCAAGGGAGAGCAGCAGGAGGAUGUAUGGCCUUUGCUCUGGAGGCCAGUGGAGAUGGGCGCAUCAUUUCCUUCUAGCCAUCUGGCUUUCACUGCUGGCAACCACUCCACCCAGAGCGUUUGGCUAUUUCCUGGGAGACACAAAGGCAGUAUUAAAUGGCUGUAAGGACCACUGGACCCUGCAGGACAGGGCCGCCAUGCCACUGCUUUUUCAGAUGACUGUGUGUGUGGACAUCCGUGUGGUCGUCCCAGGAGCCUGGGUGGCCUUCUCUUACAGCUCGGUCCACGCACCCCGGCCUGAGCUAGGUCUGGAGGGAGACGAUGGGGCUCUGUACGGAUGGCUGCUAAGGGUCCGACAUCGAUUCCCUCUCCGGCUGUCCCCAACACACUGGCAUAGGGUGUGCCUGAGGAGAGAUGUACUGGGCAACUCAUUUAGCCUGGAGGUCGAUGGGAAAAUGGUCGCAGAGAGGACAGUCAUCGCUCAGGCCAUCCCUCCAUCUGGCUCCCUGUGGCUGGGCUGUCGUCCUAGAGACAGACCCCCGGGAGUCGUGCUCGGAGAAGUGGAGGUGUACCUGUUCCGCAUAUGGCCGGACCUCAGUAAUCAUGGUCUCUGCGAGGAUGGCACUGUGAUUGGCUGGAAUGCUCAGUUUUGGGGCCUGACCAGCCCAAAUGCCAGACAGAGAGACCCCAACCUCAUGUGUGACCACAGGCGGUUGAAACGUUCGGCUUCUGGUUACGGAAUCAAAAAAGCGGUGUCGUCAGCAACUACAACUUCAUCUGGACGGUUACUCCCACCUUCAACUGGUUCACCUUCACCCAGUACUACCUCACGUCCUGUCAUAGCAACACCUGUUACUGACACUAGAAACCAGACAGAGUUCACAGUAUCAACAUCUCCUGGUGGCACCACAGUCUACAGCAGUCAGUCAGAGCCUCCGUCAGUCAAACCCUCAACAAAUGUCACCUCACCCACCACCACACUGAGCACGCUCAACCCGACCACAGCUUCCAUCACAGAUUCAACAACAGCCCAAGGCCCUGCCACUGGAGAGAAAACUAACAGUGAUCCAGCUCCGGUUUCACCUGUAGCCACUCAUCAAACAGCUACUACAGACGCCAUGUCUCCAACUGCGAGAUCUACUCCGCCCUCUACCGCCAGUCCGCCCAAUCAGAUCUCAACUAGCACCAAAACUUCUUUAAUCAAAACUCUGCUUGACAAGCAAACCACACCUAGAAGAUCACUCACAACAGGAUCCUCACCAGUAAACUGUGACAUCAGCAAACUCUGUUCCAAUGAGAAUGCUUACUUUUGGAUGACUAUAAGUGUGGAGGCUGAAAGAGGCACUAAGACUGAGAUAGAUGUCCAAAACCUGGUGUCAAAAGCGUUUGGUUGCAGCAGUGACAAAAGUGAGGCAACGGAAACAGGCUUUUUAGAUCUCUGUCAGGGUAACACAGAAGCUCAGGUAAUAAAGGUGAACUGUGGUGUAAAAAGCACAAUCAGCAAAACAAACUGCUACGUGCUGUUGAAGCUCACAAAUGCCGUCUCAGCGUGUGAACUGCAGCAGGCUGGAAUCUCUGCACUGCAGCGAGCUGGAGAUGAAGAAAUAAAAGCAACAAUCAUGGGAGAGGUGGAGAGAGUCGGUCUAGAUCUGUGUGGGGAUAUGGAGUCCUCUAGUGGCAGCUUUAUGAGGUGCAUGUCCUCAUCUUCACUAGAUGAUAUCUGUCAGGAAAAGCAAUACUCCGAUCUUACAUGCUCCCUCAUAGAGCCCAACUCCAUUCCAGCUACACAACCUCAGACAGAACCCUGUGGCAGGGAAGCGCCUCGGUUCUGUAACUGCACUGCUUUCUGCAAUUCUGCAAGCCAGUUUUUUGCCAUAAGAAUCAAUAUUAUCAGUGAUACUGUUACUGUUGACUCCCUAAAUGAAAUGUUGUCAAAUCUUGUAAGUCAUGUAUGCGCCGCAGGGGGAGGGUCAGAGUGCCAAGAAUAUUCAGAGAUUUCAAAGCGCUACAAGGUUGCUCAUCUGGAAUGCCAUGGGACACAAGACCGGUUGCACAGCUGUAUGGUGAUACUGGAGAUGUCUGGACCUGUCAAUGGUUGCUCCCUUAGUAAACUUCUGCAACAACUCAUUGACAGAACGAAUGACUUCGAAAAUGAAGGGCCACUUACUCGCAUGGUGGUAUGUGGUCCUCCUGGUUUGUCUGUUCAUACUUUGUUGGCGUCCAACCUGACCUGGGUUGCCAGUGACCUGCUGACUUCUGAUAUCUGCCAACCUGACCGUACUCUGCUUAAAUGUGAGGCCAGUGAAACUCUUGCUGUGCUUCUGAGUGACAGCUGUCCUCUGAAGCCUCUCACAACCAGGCCAAGCACAAUGCAUCCUUCCACUCAGACCAAAAGCGACAUCACUACAGCUACUAAAGCCACACCACCAACUGUGACUAAUACCACCCAACGAACUAACGCAACAUCUGAAAAUACUCCUGCAACUCAACGGGAAAAUGCAUCAAAAGGAACAACUCAGCUUAACAAGACAACUCCAUUUACAGUGUUUAGUAGUACACAGUCCUCGACAGCACAACCUGUCCUCCAAACCAGCUCUCAGAACACAACUGUGACUGUCUCUGAUAACACAACACCACAAAAGACAACUUCAUCUGAUAACACAACAUUGCUGACACCCACUGAAAACACAAAACUUCAAAAAACAACCACAGCACAACAAAACACAUCAGAGUCUAUCACGUUAUCCUCCAUGAACUCUAAACUACCAACCACCACAACUUCAGCCAGCAACCUAACAUUACAAAACGCUACAACUAUUCACAUUACGUCAACACUAAACACAACUACACUGUCUCCCAAUCACACUAUAGAGUACAAUGUUACCACAGCUGACACUUUUGCAACUUCUCCAAAUGACACAACACUGUACAAUGCAACUACAGCUGAUUCAUUUACACCCUCUCCCAAUGACACAAUGGUGUACAAUGUAACUACAGCCGACACAUCAACACUUACUCUCAAUGCUACAACAGAGUACACUAUAACUACAGCUGAUUCAUUUACACCCUCUCCCAAUGACACAGUGGUGUACAAUGUAACUACAGCCGACAUAUCAACACUUACUCCCAAUGCCACAACAGAGUACACUAUAACUACAGCUGAUUCAUUUACACCCUCUCCCAAUGACACAAUGGUGUACAAUGUAACUACAGCCGAAACAACAACACUUACUCCCAAUACCACAACAAAGUACAAUGUAACUGCAAUCAAUGCAUUUACACUUUCUCCAAAUGACACAACACUGUACAAUAUAACUACAGCUGACAAAUUUACACCUACUACCAAUCACACUACAGAGUACAAUGCAACUACAGCCAACACACUUACACCCUCUCCAAAUGACACAACAGUGUACAAUGUAACUACAGCUAAUUCUUUUACACCUACUCCCAAUGACACAACAGAGUACAAUGCAACUACAGCUAAUUCUUUUACACCUACUCCCAAUGACACAACAGUGUACAAUAUAACUACAACUGACACAUUUACACCUUCUCCAAAUGGUACAACACUGCACAAUGCAACCACAGCUGACACAUUUACACCUUCUCCCAGUGCCACAACAGAGUACAAUGUAACUACAGCCGGCAUAUUUACACCUUCUCCAAAUCACACCACUACAGCUGACACUUUUACACCUUCUCCAAAUGAUACAACAGUGUACAAUUCGACUACAGCUGAUUCAUUUACACCCACUCCCAAUGUCACAGGGGUGUACAAUGUAAGUACAGCCAAAGCAUAUACACCAUCCUACAAUCACACAACAGAGUACAACCUAACUACAGCCAACACAUUUACUCCGGCUCCCAAUAACAAAACUGUGUACAACAUGACAACAGCUGAUACGUUUACACCUUCCGCAAAUCACACAACAAUGUAUAAUGAAACUAUAGCCAUCAACAAUGGAAAAGUGCACAACAGUACAAAUUCAACUGGAAAUCCAAUGGUUAGUGCAUUUACAACAUCCCCCAAUUACACAACAGAGUAUAAUGUAACCACAGCCUCCAACAAUUACACAACAGAGUACAAUCUAACCUCAGCCCCCAACAAUAACACAACAGAGUACAAUGUGACCACAACCUCCAACAAUUACACAACAGAGUACAAUGUGUCCACAGUCUCCAACAAUUACACAACAGAGUACAAUGUGUCCACAGCCUCCAACAAUUACACAACAGAGUACAAUAUGACCACAGCCUCCAACAAUUACACAACAGAGCACAAUAUGACCACAGCCCCCAACAAUUACACAACAGAGUACAAUAUGACCACAGCCUCCAACAAUUACACAACAGAGUACAAUAUGACCACAGCCCCCAACAAUUACACAACAGAGUAUAAUGUGACCACAGCCUCCAACAAUUACAAAACAGAGUACAAUGUGACCACAGCUUCCAACAAUUACACAACGGAGUACAAUAUGAUCACAGCCCCCAACAAUUACACAACAGAGUACAACAUGACCACAGCCUCCAACAAUUACACAACAGAGUACAAUAUGACCACAGCUUCCAACAAUUACACAACAGAGUACAAUGUGACCACAGCUUCCAACAAUUACACGACAGAGCACAAUAUGACCACAGCCCCCAACAAUUACACAACAGAGUACAACAUGACCACAGCUUCCAACAAUUACACAACAGAGUACAAUAUGACCACAGCCUCCAACAAUUACACAACAGAGCACAAUAUGACCACAGCCCCCAACAAUAACUCAACAGAGUACAAUGUGACCACAGCUUCCAACAAUUACACAACAGAGUACAAUAUGACCACAGCCUCCAACAAUUACACAACAGAGCACAAUAUGACCACAGCCCCCAACAAUUACACAACAGAGUACAAUGUGACCACAGCCUCUAACAAUUACACAACAGAGUACAAUGUGACCACAGCCCCCAACAAUUACACAACAGAGGACAAUGUGACCACAGCCUCCAACAAUUACACAGCAGGGUACAAUGUGACCACAGCUUCCAACAAUUAUACAACAGGGUACAAUGUGACCACAGCCUCCAACAAUUACACAACAGGAUACAAUGUGACCACAGCCUCCAACAAUUACACAACAGAGUACAAUCUAACCACAGCCCCCAACAAUAACACAACAGAGUACAAUGUGACCACAGCCUCCAACAAUUACACAACAGGAUACAAUGUGACUACAGCCUCCAACAAUUACACAACAGAGUACAAUCUAACCACAGCCCUCAACAAUUACACAACAGAGUACAAUGUGACCACAGCCUCCAAUAAUUACACAACAGGGUACAAUAUGACCACAGCCUCCAACAAUUACACAACAGAGUACAAUCUAACCACAGCCCCCAACAAUUACACAACAGAGUAUAAUGUGACCACAGCCUCCAACAAUUACAAAACAGAGUACAAUGUGACCACAGCUUCCAACAAUUACACAACAGAGUACAAUAUGACCACAGCCCCCAACAAUUACACAACAGGGUACGAUGUGACCACAGCUUCCAACAAUAACACAACAGAGUACAAUCUAACCACAGCCCCCAACAAUUACACAACAGAGUACAAUGUGACCACAGCCUCCAACAAUUACACAACAGAGUACAAUCUAACCACAGCCUCCAACAAUUACACAACAGAGUACAAUAUGACCACAGCCUCCAACAAUCACACAACAGAGUAUAAUGUAACCACAGCCUCUAACAAUUACACAAAAGAGUAUAAUGUGACCACAGCUUCCAACAAUUACACAACAGAGUACAAUAUGACCACAGCCUCAAACAAUUACACAACAGAGUACAAUAUGACCACAGCCUCCAACAAUUACACAACAGAGUUCAAUAUGACCACAGCCCCCAACAAUUACACAACAGAGUACAAUAUGACCACAGCCUCCAACAAUUACACAACAGAGUACAAUAUGACCACAGUCUCCAACAAUUACACAACAGAGUACAAUAUGACCACAGCCUCCAACAAUUACACAACAGAGUUCAAUAUGACCACAGCCCCCAACAAUUACACAACAGAGUACAAUAUGACCACAGCCUCCAACAAUUACACAACAGAGUACAAUAUGACCACAGCUUCCAACAAUUACACAACAGAGCACAAUAUGACCACAGCCUCCAACAAUUACACAACAGAGUAUAAUGUAACCACAGCCUCCAACAAUUACACAACAGUGGAAAACAAAACUGCAGCCAUCGAUAAACUACACAACAGUACAAGUACCACAACAAUUAGCACUUUCACAACAUCUCCCAAUUACACAACAGUGUCCAAUGUAACUACAGCUGGCGACAACAUGAAUUUACACAACGUUACGAUUACAAGUAACACGACGAGUAGCACAGUAACAACAUCCACCAAUUACACAAUGAUGAGCAAUGAAACCACAGCCUCUAACAAUUACACAACAGCAGAGAAUAUAACCACUACUUCUAUAUCACAAAACAAUACCACCUCAGACCAUGUAACCACCGUACCCAUUAGGGGAACACAACAGAACACAACUGUUCCUUAUAAAAACAUCACUGUGUCUACCACAGCUAGACAAGUUAAUGAAACUCUUUACAAUGCAACAACAUCUACAAAAACCUCAACUGUGGACAAUAUGACUUCUACUGUCAACAACACCACUAAAACCACAGUAACUCCACUGAACAACCAGACAACACAUUACACCACAGUGAGUGUCCCUCACAACAGUAUGACAACCAACAGAAAAGACACCAACUCCACUACGGCCGCCAGAGGCUUCAGUCCCAUGUCCAAUCUCAACACAACUGCAGGAACCAGCUUCAAUCUGAGCUCAACUGCAAGCAGUUUAACAAUUAAUUUCACCGUAACAGCAAAAGCACCGGGAGUCAAUUUAACUACAGCAGCAAAUACCUUGCUUGAACAAACAUCUACAACUUCAACUUCAACCACGACUACCACAGUUACUACUGCACAUGGUCCACUUCCAGGUCAGGAUAACACCACAACUGCUAUGGUUUCCUUGCCUUCUACAACAACUACAACAACUCUCCAAACCACCACCCUCACCAGCACAACCAACACAAUAGCUGGCACUGGAAUUACUUCCAGAACCACAAAGGAGACAACAACCAGUCAAUUGGCAAAGGAAGAACAAGUGGACGUGCUGCUGAAUGAAACACAGGAUGCAUCUCAGCUCAACUCCUCACAGGUAGUGCAAGUGGUGUGGGAUUUGGAGAAGCUUGUGGAAGGCCCCACGGUAUCUCAGAAAGUAGGAAAGAAAACCAUUAACAUAGUCAGCAACCUGAUGCAGGUUGACUCAGAGGUCCUCUCAGCAUCUGCAAACAGGCUAAUUCGAGUGGUGGAUAACUUGGGUCUUAAACUGGCUCUCACUGGUGACAGAGUGAUCCUUUCUUCAGAUUCUGUGGUUCUGGCAGUCCAAAGAGUGGAUGGGACCAACUUUCCAACAAUCUCUGUCAACAUUUUCAACACCAAUAAUGUUCAGCUCCGUGGCUUAAGCAGGUCCCAGUCCAGGAGCUCAGAGCCUGCCAUGGGGUCUGUAUUCUUACCCUCCUCCAUCACAGAGGGCCUGAGUCCUGAGGAGCAGCAGCAGGCCAACAGGGUCCAGUUCACCUUCUUCACCAAAUCUGCAUUCUUCAAGGAUGCAGCAUUAAAAAAUGAAACUCUUGUCAGUCCGGUUCUGGGCGCCAGCAUAGCCAACAUGUCAAUAAGCAACCUGAAAGAAAACAUUCAGUUUACCAUCCGAAACACCAACCCCAUACAUGCAAACUUCAUGGCCUCCUGUGUAUUUUGGGACUUCACUCUGAAUGGUGGUGGAGGAGGCUGGAGCUCUGCCGGCUGCUCUCUUGUCAAUGCUACUCCGGAGGAUACAACCUGCAGCUGCAACCAUCUCACCUCUUUUGCAAUACUGCUGGAUAUGUCCAGAGAAGGAAUGACUAACCGUCAGCAGGCACAGGUUCUCACUUUCAUCACCUACAUCGGCUGUGGAGUCUCGGCUAUUUUUCUCGCUGUCACCAUAUUGACAUAUCUCUCAUUUCAAAAACUGCUCAGGGAUAUUCCUGCCAAGAUCCUGGUUCAGCUCUGCAUGUCCCUCUUCCUCCUUAACCUGGUCUUCUUGCUGGACGGCUGGCUGGCACUCUACCCAGCCACUGGGCUGUGUAUUAGCACCGCCUUUUUCUUGCACUACUUUAUGCUGACAUCGUUCACCUGGGCAGGGCUUGAGGCCCUGCAUAUGUACCUGAGCAUCGUCCAGGUGUUCACUCCCUACCUCAGCAGAUACAUGCUCAAGUUCUCACUGAUGGGCUGGGGUAUUCCUCUUAUUGUGGUGAUCAUUGUAAUAUCAGUGGACAAAGAUAACUAUGGUCUGGUAUCGUAUGGAAAAUACAGAGAUGGCACUACAGAUGACUUCUGUUGGCUGCGAAAUGACAUAGCCUUCUAUGUGGGCGUGGUGGCCUACUUCAUCCUGAUCUUUGUGCUGUGCCUGCUUGUCUUCAUCAUCGUUAUGGUCCAGCUGGCCCGGAUCAAGAAGCAGAACCCCCAAAACCAGUCUCCCAACAGGGGAGUGAUGACUGACCUGCGCAGCAUCGCUGGCCUCAUCCUCCUGCUUGGCCUCACCUGGGGGUUCGCUCUGUUCGCCUGGGGACCCCUCUACUUACCCUUUGUUUACCUUUUCUCCAUAUUCAACUCUUUGCAAGGUUUCUUCAUCUUUGUUUUCCACUGUGCCGUUAAGGAGAAUGUCCGCAGGCAGUGGAGGACUUAUCUCUGCUGUGGGAAAUUGCGACUGGCUGAAAACUCAGAAUGGAGUCGGACGGCCACCCAGAACAACAGGAAUAUGUCCGUCACCACAGCAACCACCUCAGCUCUCCCUCUCACCUCUCGAAGCUCCUCCGUCAUCAGCGACGGCACCAAUAGCAGCGGCUCUGUGUUUAUGGACAGUGGGAUAUCCGACGGCUCGAACAGCGACGUUGUCCUCAAUGAGCUUCACAGGCGAAAUCAGUCACCGCAAGGCGAGGCCUGACAGCUGUGUCAAGCAUUCGUUUGUGAUUACUGUAAUUAUCUACUCUGAGUGAGCUGAGAGGACGGUCAGAGAUGGGUGAUGUCUUGCGGCUUGAGGAAAACAAAAAACUAAUAACAAGAGUAGAUGUUAAUGGGGUUCCAGGAAAUCCUUGUUGUUAGACAGGAUGGAGGAGGCAUAAAAGGUGUUAUGAAGGACAAAAGACUGAAGAGGUGAAAAUGAAGUACCUUUAGUGAGGAUGAGAACAGUGUGAUCAAUUAUUGCUUGAAUGCAACAAUUGAUAUUUUCUCUACAUUGACAGUAGAAUGUAUGUACACAGUGAUAAGAGUUGUACUGUAAGUGUACAGUAGGUGUGUUUUUGACUGAAAAAUGCAAUUAUUUCACUGUUAUACCGUGAUGUUUGUAGACUGUGUAGCUUAUUUCCAAGCUCUGCAAACUGCUAGUCUAAACAUUAAAUAUGAUGUUUACAUUAUCUUCAGUCUGUGAAGAAGGUUGCGGCAUGUUGAAGAUGCAAAAUUGCAUUUAAUUAGUAGCCUAGAACAGACAGCUGUCUACACUGUAUAGACUAUUGUGAGGCUAUUUUGCUGUCUUUUGGUAUAUUUUUCUUAUUCACUAACAUCAAUGGAAAACAUGAAGAUAUUCUCAAUGUGUUUACAAUGCUCCACUGACUGUUACCUUUAUAUUUUAAUAAAGAGUCCAAUUCCCAACUUUACAACCCACAUCCAGGGGACAUGAGAAGGCACUUUGGGAAGGGAUUCCCAAUGUAUAAUAGAGACAAGGUGGAUUAAAGGAAACUGUAUUCACCGCAAAAUGAAGGAAUUUGUUGAUAACAAAUUGAUCAUAUAUAUCUUUAUUAGAGUAUUUAAAGUGGCAUUCCUCCUUUAAUGUGGAUACAGUUUUAUUUCACUAAAGUUCAGUGUUGAUAUUAGGCUCAGAGUUGUUACAUUAUGCGUAUACAUUAGAUAUUUUUUAAGGGUAAAAGACACGAAGUAUGGUCAUGCAGCAUACUGAUGUGAGGAUUUAUUUCCUGUCCUUUUUAAUACGGACAGAUAUGGCUAAUGUCCUUGUGCAAGAACAUGCCAUGAA